Messenger RNA from Penicillium canescens, 661 nucleotides. RefSeq names its product proteasome core particle subunit beta 6 (gene prs3). Lineage: Eukaryota; Fungi; Ascomycota; Eurotiomycetes; Eurotiales; Aspergillaceae. Bases 119 to 661 code for a protein of 180 amino acids. The transcript has 2 exons. Gene Ontology annotation, cellular component: proteasome core complex. The record is from RefSeq and is a predicted model, not a curated record.
CUUUGCUUCCAACCUUCUACGAACUGCUCCAACCGCGACUUUCUUUCCCAAUAACCCCUUUAUCCUUUCUCCGAAUACUCUGGUGAUACUUCUUUGAUCAAGCAUCCCCUCUGCCAAGAUGACGUCGUUUAUGGGUCACCAGUCUCGUGGUGAGAUUAUCGGAUACUCCUUCUCUGAGCCAACAGCUGCUCCUGUCAAGCAACACUCCUUCUACCCUUACACUGACAAUGGCGGUUCCACCCUGGGCAUCACGGGCUCUGAUUUUGCCAUUCUCGCCGGCGAUACCCGCUCCACAUCUGGAUACAAUAUCAAUUCCCGCAUGGUUCCCAAAGUCUUCAAGAUUGGCGGUGAUGACGAAACCGGUGAAGGUGCUCAGAUUCUACUCUCCGUCGUUGGGUUUGCCGCGGACGGCAACGCCCUCAAGGAAAGGCUGGAUACGAUGGUGAGGAUGUACAAGUAUCAACACGGCAAGUCCAUGUCGGUCGGAGCAUGUGCGCAACGACUGUCGACAAUUCUCUACGAGAAGCGGUUCUUCCCCUACUACGUGCAUGCCAUUUUGGCCGGUUUGGAUGAGGAGGGCAAGGGAGCGUUGUACAGUUACGACCCGGUUGGCUCGUACGGAGAGAGCAGUGCCGUGCUGCUGGUGCAGCAUCAAGCUUGA